Daphnia pulicaria is the source of this 1053-nucleotide messenger RNA. RefSeq lists its product as uncharacterized. The record is from RefSeq and is a predicted model, not a curated record. Lineage: Eukaryota; Metazoa; Arthropoda; Branchiopoda; Diplostraca; Daphniidae. The transcript has 3 exons. Bases 189 to 992 code for a protein of 267 amino acids.
AAUGGUUCCCACUGUCUGUGUUAUAAGGUCCCAUAAGAAAAAAAUUGAAAGUUCUCCGUCAAUGAUCUUUCCUCAGGGCAUGGUUACUACGAAAGUGCUGCCAUCUGCCCACACAAUCUCUAACUGAAUGGCUUACUGCAGAAACGAAGAAUUCACGUUUUAAUGGCGGAAAUGCAGAUUAAUGUAAAAUGACACGCAAACCAUGUUUCGUUUUUAAUUGUAAAUCUUCUUAUAACAAAGAAAAUGAAAGUCUUGCGUUUUUCCAUCCACCGAAGUUGUGUCUAAAUUCCUGGCAGGAAAUUAUUAAAAAGCCAGGACUCACUUGCCAGUCCAGAAUUUGCAGUAUUCAUUUUGAAGAGAACGACAUACUCAAAGGGAGAGAAAUUCAAGGCGUGUUUUACAGUUAUCCGAAAUGGAAAUUAAAAUCAGGUGCUCGGCCCAGUAAAUUGCUAGGAAAUGAUGUCAGCGUACUCGAAAGACCUGCUGCAAAGAAAUAUGUUCACAGUGAUAGGUUUAAGUCACCAUAUCGAAAUAUAACAGCAAAGUCUAAAGCUGCUAAUCCUAAGCUGCAGUUGGACAAUCAAUCAUUUUUGUCGAAUAACAACACCAAUGUAUUGAUCCCAUCACAUGCAAAGAAGUCAACGUCAAAUAGCAUAGCUAUACACCAACUUGACGCUGAAAAAGGAAAAGUAAAUGAUAUGGAAGCAGCUGAACCUGUGGCAUUACCAUGUGUAACAACAGAAGACAUGUUCCAGGAACCUACUACUGAAACACUCCUACACAUUCCACCUGAAAUUUGUAUGUCAAAAAUCAAAGUACUCAAUCUUUGUCCUUUUUUUUGUGACACACACCGUGCUGACUCGUAUCCUUAUUUAAUAAUGGAAUUCGUACAAGUUAGAUAUCAUUUUGAAUCAAAGCGUUUUCAAGAACGUAAUUUGGCAGAAGUUGAUAGUAACGUGCGACAAAAUUUCAAGAUGGCAAAACUUGCUUAAUUUUUUUUUUCUAAAUGUAAAUUGUAUGUAUGUUAAUACACAUUACAAGUUAUAAAUUGAA